Messenger RNA from Chanos chanos (milkfish), 4724 nucleotides. RefSeq names its product v-src avian sarcoma (Schmidt-Ruppin A-2) viral oncogene homolog (gene src). NCBI's taxonomy places the organism in Eukaryota, Metazoa, Chordata, Actinopteri, Gonorynchiformes, Chanidae. The transcript has 12 exons. Gene Ontology annotation, molecular function: ATP binding; protein binding; protein tyrosine kinase activity. The coding region runs from base 252 to 1874 and encodes 540 amino acids. The record is from RefSeq and is a predicted model, not a curated record. Gene Ontology annotation, biological process: protein phosphorylation.
UAUUGCCAUUGCAUUUUGGAUCAUCUGGUUGACUCUCAGGAAACCAUAUGACCUAACGAACCGCCCCUUCAACACACUAAAUGGGGUCCCGCACUUUGUCUCUGUACGCUGAACGACAUCAGGUGUAACUGUAACAGAUAAUUGAGAUAUGAGCGAAUAUUCGUUUUUGACAAGAAAUAGAGGCUAGAUUACAAGCCAGUUUAACAAAGGGAAAAUACUACCUCAUUGGCGUACUACAAGGGGCCUUUGUCAUGGGGGCAUCCAAGAGCAAGCCCAGAGACCCAGGCCCACGCUCACCCAGUCUGGAUGGCACCGCGGGCACAGCCAACAGUGCAAUAGGCAGCAGUGGAGGGCAGCAUCACAUUUCUGACCAACAGACCCUGACACCCAGCCGUAGCAACACCUCAGACAGUACCCGACGGCCAAUGGUCAACAACCCAGAGCUCCUGCUGUUUGGAGGAGUCAGUUCCCCCACCAACAGCUUAACCUCACCGCAGAGAGGCACACUGUCAGGAGGUGUCACGACAUUUGUUGCAUUGUAUGACUAUGAGUCUCGUACUGCCUCCGAUCUGUCAUUCAGGAAGGGAGAACGGCUUCAAAUCAUCAACAACACGGAAGGAGACUGGUGGCUGGCACGCUCGCUGACAACAGGAGAAAGCGGUUACAUCCCCAGCAACUAUGUCGCUCCCUCAGAUUCCAUACAGGCUGAAGAGUGGUACUUUGGCAAGAUAAGCCGCAGGGACUCAGAAAGACUUCUGCUGAACCUGGAGAAUAGACGAGGGACUUUCCUCGUCAGGGAGAGUGAAACCACCAAAGGUGCCUAUUGUCUUUCUGUCCUGGACUAUGACAACAUCAAAGGACUGAAUGUCAAACACUACAAGAUCCGUAAACUGGACAGUGGUGGUUUCUACAUUACAUCACGCACACAGUUUGGCAACUUACAGCAACUGGUUAACCAUUAUCGCAAGCAUGCAGACGGGCUGUGUCACUGUCUUACGGAUGUGUGCCCUGUGAUGAAGCCUCAAACACAGGGCCUGGCGCGAGAUGCUUGGGAAAUCCCACGCGAGUCGCUCCGCUUGGAUGUCAAACUGGGCCAAGGCUGCUUUGGAGAAGUCUGGAUGGGCACGUGGAAUGGGACGACACGCGUGGCCAUUAAGACGCUAAAGCCGGGCACCAUGUCUCCAGAGGCCUUCCUGCAGGAGGCCCAGGUGAUGAAGAAACUGCGCCAUGAGAAACUGGUGCAACUCUACGCUGUGGUCUCAGAAGAACCUAUCUACAUAGUCACUGAGUACAUGAACAAAGGAAGCCUGCUGGACUUUCUCAAAGGUGACAUGGGUAAAAUGCUACGGCUGCCCCAACUUGUAGACAUGGCUUCACAGAUCGCCUCAGGCAUGGCCUACGUGGAGAGGAUGAACUAUGUCCACCGAGACCUCAGGGCCGCUAACAUCCUGGUGGGAGACAACCUGGUGUGCAAAGUGGCUGAUUUUGGCUUGGCCCGUCUCAUUGAGGAUAAUGAGUACACAGCCAGACAGGGAGCGAAGUUUCCCAUUAAAUGGACGGCACCAGAGGCUGCUCUUUACGGACGCUUCACUAUCAAAUCAGACGUCUGGUCGUUCGGUGUUUUACUGACUGAGCUUGCCACAAAAGGCAGGGUGCCAUACCCAGGGAUGGUGAACAGGGAGGUGUUGGACCAGGUGGAGCGUGGGUAUCGGAUGCCAUGCCCGGCUGAGUGCCCAGAGUCCCUGCAUGAGCUCAUGUUAAUGUGCUGGAGGAAGGACGCUGAGGAGCGGCCCACCUUUGAGUACCUGCAGGGCUUCCUGGAGGACUACUUCACCUCCACAGAACCACAGUACCAGCCAGGGGAGAACCUCUAAAGACCCCCCUCACCACCAAAGGAGCUCUCAGGGCAGGGUAAGAGGGUUUGGAAGAAGCCAGAACAUGAUACACUACAAUACUGUGUUCCCCAAAAUAGUGAAUGGAAAGUUGAUGUCUGCAGAGAAGAGAGUUGUGGGCGUUAAAAAUGUUGGGAUGUUGACUAACAAUCUGAGUGGGACCACUGGACAAUGGACAGUUCAUCUGCUCUGUACUUAGUUUAAAUUAAGUUAUUACUAUUAUUAUCAUUGGUUACUCUUUUACUGCUAAUCUUUUAUAGUAACCAGCUCUGUAAUGAAUCCUUAGGUCUAUGAUCUUUUUUGUUGCUUGACUGUAAUGGAUUUGGUAGUGAUGCUGAGCCUUUAGCUGAAUGCACAACAGAGACAAAUUGAAAAUGCAGCUACUAUAAUCCUUUUUUUUUUUUUAGCAAAGUUGCUACAAUAUAACUCCACAGUAGUGUAUUAUGAGUACUGCUGUUUUGAUUAUUUUUCAUCUAUUUAAUGUUUUUGGUACUGCUUAUAUUCAGGUCACUCACCACUGAUGCUCAGCUAAUCCCAUUGUGUUAUCACCCCAGAUUUUGUAAAGCCCCUGUGGCAGAUGCUCCAGAUCUGCCAAUCAUUUCUCCUCUCCUCCAUCAAACUCCACCCCCCUCCUCCUGUCUGCAUCCUCACCACACCAGACAUGUGCCACAGCACUGGGGUUCGCAGGCUAUGGCCCGGCUGUCCUCAUUAACCAAACUUGGCUGUGUGUGACACACACUGUGGUGUCAGCAGACGCAGUACUGAUGAGUGAGACUUAUAUGGUGUCAGUGGACAGUAAUUGGGAGCUCCUGCUGAUGCUGUAAGGCCCUGACCCAUCUGAGGAGACGCAGUUACAGCUGGGCUCAUGUGGACUCAAACCCUGUUGUCCUGCUCUAAUCAGUUGGCUAUUUUAAGAACUCUUUCACUUACAGCUUGCAUCUACAGGCUCGUUAGAGUCUCUUCUUCAUUUCUUUAUUUCUUUUGGAAUGCAAUGCUUUUUUUCCUGGAACAGCUGGAGACUGUGCUUGAAGGAAAAGUGUGAUGCCUAAUGUGAUUUGCUGUGAUUUUACUCACCAUCCAGCCGUAAUGCAAACAGCUGAAAAACAUCAAACAACAAAGGUUUAAACAGACACUGGUCUCCUCCAUGAGCAAUGACAUCCAGCCAAUGAAACAAACUCCCUGGUCAUACCAAUGAAGAGACAAGUGUCUGAUCAGUUUAAUAUGCCAACUUCACUUUCAUACUUUUUUCUAAUCAGACGCAAUGACAACUACUGAUAAUGAAGUCUCCUGCUGCGAAAGGCAGGAGCUUUGGAUUUAGUGCUGCAGUGAUUUAUACCACUGAGAUAAGAAUUUAACUAUUUUCUCUUGUAUAAAAUGUAUUUUUAUGAAUUUGCUCUUUUUUCAUACAGUACAUUUGCGGAUGAGCAUUGAAAUUAAUCUUGAAUUUUAGUUUUUGAAUAAUGGUUAUGCAAUGCUAAUCGAUGGACCUGUAAAAUACGAGUCAAAGAGCUUGAAUUUUAGUACACAUUUUGAAGAGGUGAUUUUUUAAGAAUAUAACAAUGUUUAGAAUACAAACUAAUCAGGUUCUCAAUGUGGUCCAAUAUUCUGAAUCAUGAUUUUUGGUUCUGUAAUGAGUUAUGCAAAUUAUCCAUCACAGGAGACACGCUCUCUCAACUUGACAUACUUACCUAAAAAAUUACUGACCAGACUAGUGUAUGACUAGUGAUAACGAACAUCAUCCACUGUAACAUGGCAACAUGCCUCAUGUCUAAUGCCUGUCAUAGAACCAACGGCAAAGUUCAGUGAGAGUUUACUUUAUACUGCGUUCAGUCCUAGUCUGUGAUCCUGGUCUAUCACAGUGAGUUUCUUAGAACACAUCAUUCCAUAUGUCAGCAAAGUUGUCUGAUUUUAGGUCAAUACAUCUGUAUUUUAAAGAGAGUUAGUGAAAGAAUGUUUCAAGUCAUUUGAAUGACUUUUUUACAAAAAAAAAAAAAACCUCAUUCAAUAUUAUGUGAAUUUACACAGUGACAUAACACUUUGACACCAACACUUUGCCAAAUAUCACAUAAAACUGUCAAGACUACUGUACGUAUAAUGAGAAUGGGCAUACGUAAGGGACUUUGGACGAUGAUGAUGAUGAUGAUGAGUGGGAAAGAGCAGUUGCUCUGUGGUGACCUGUUAGGGAAGGCCCAUGGUUCCGUUUGCUGUCGUCGUUCUGUAGUGGUAUUGUAGGUCACAGAUGGAAUAUGUCCAGUGAUCCAGAGUUAUUGUAAAUACUGUCUGCUCUAUGACCUCUGUAAAUACCAUUUUCAUAAUUUAUUCAUAUUGUUUUAAGUUGAGUUUAUCUGGCCCAGUUAUUGGUUGAAUUUUCAACACCAUCCUCCCAGUGAACCAUUACAUUUUACGUAACAUGAAACAAUUUUAUGUUUUUUGAGAUACUGCACUCUGCCAGUUACUUUUGGACUAUAAUUCAGUUAAAAUGUAUAUAUUAAGCCAUGUAAAAGAUCAAAUUAAAAUGAAUAUGCCCAUUAAUUCAGUAGAACCGGCAGUGAUAGCUGGAGUGUAGAGUUGUGCCACCCAGUGCUGUGACUGGGUUUUUUUUUUAACACACACCUUUUCCACAUGAACUCUCAUCUCUUACACUGGUCACUCUUUAACCCUACUGUGACAGGCUGGGAUUGAACUGAACAGGGUGCUUCACCACAACUUGUCUGAAUCGUCCUCUAAUGGUUCAUGUGAAAAUACACAUCCUUAAAUAUGGGCUCUCUGAGGAUAUGCUAUAUAAUAUAAUAAUUGCCAUACUUUUUUUCUGCCACACACAAUCAGCCAGUU